This is a messenger RNA of Belonocnema kinseyi, 985 nucleotides long. RefSeq lists its product as uncharacterized. The record is from RefSeq and is a predicted model, not a curated record. NCBI's taxonomy places the organism in Eukaryota, Metazoa, Arthropoda, Insecta, Hymenoptera, Cynipidae. Bases 575 to 985 code for a protein of 136 amino acids. The transcript is spliced from 2 exons.
GUUCCAUGUUCUUUGCCUUGCUGUCAACUACACAGCAGAGGACACUUCUUUACUGAAAAAUUAUUCCGGGACAAUCUAAAAAUACGAAAUUACCGCAGUUUCGGGUUAAGUUUAUUCGAUAAGGUUAAUUUCUGUUGCAGUAAAUCUUUCAACUGAAAUUGAUGUAAAUUUUAUCUUGUGUUUUUUAUGUAAAUGCGAAUACCAAAACCACUGAUGAACUGCUGUUGUCUAAUAAAACGUUUCAUUGAAGAUUCACUAGACAAAUAAACUCUUAUCUGCUCACAAUUUAGAUGUUUCUUUGACAAGGCAACAGGAGACCUAAAUCCAGCUCCUAUUGUCAAAGAAUUUGUACAGUAUACUUUACAGAGGCAACUGAAGAAUCUAUACCUAAAACGCCCCUUCAAUAAUUGAAAGACUAAGUACCCUGGUGGAUUCCAGAAAUGGAGAAAGCACUUGAAAGAAGCACGCUUACAAUGUAUAUAAAAAGCACAAGACACUCGAAAAUCAAAUUGAAUUUAAGAGACUUGGAGCCAGUUUACAGAAGAUAAAUAAGUAGAGUAGUAGUUGUUCCCUUAUGAGCCGAAAAGUGAGGGUUUCCCUCACCUGUGACCAACUGACCAUCCUAGAUGAAAUGAAGGUCGAUAAACCGGAAAGGGGUAUUUUGUUGGCUUACCUCUUUCGAGGACUCAACAGAAGCGGUCAAUUUCACGAGAACACUUCGAUUCUCCGAUACGGGUUUUUUCGAAAAUCGAAACCGAUCUGUCGGCGUAAACACGGCUACCAGCCCGGACUCAAGAGAACUUGGUUCCGUGAUCCAGGGUCAUUAUGUGGUGCAGCAUUUUCUCACGAGAUACCUCACUCUAAUUAUAUGUCUAGCUUGCUCCUGAAAUCUACGGCUUUUAUUGCUAAAUAUGCUCAGGCUGGCUUCAGGAAAAAAUCUAAUUUCUACUUUGGAAACCGGACUUUGGUCCUGCGGAGAAACUAA